Mus musculus (house mouse) is the source of this 4565-nucleotide messenger RNA. It is a transcript of the gene Slc28a3, whose product is annotated as solute carrier family 28 (sodium-coupled nucleoside transporter), member 3. Gene Ontology annotation, biological process: purine nucleobase transmembrane transport; pyrimidine nucleobase transport; pyrimidine-containing compound transmembrane transport. Gene Ontology annotation, molecular function: uridine transmembrane transporter activity; nucleoside transmembrane transporter activity. Gene Ontology annotation, cellular component: plasma membrane; membrane. The transcript has 18 exons. The record is from RefSeq and is marked validated. The coding region runs from base 71 to 2182 and encodes 703 amino acids. Lineage: Eukaryota; Metazoa; Chordata; Mammalia; Rodentia; Muridae.
GAGGUAGCAGCAGGUGGCCCUCUGACAUAGCAGAGGUGGUGCUUGCUCUCUCUCUGUCUCUGAGCAGAGGAUGUCCAGGGCAGACCCGGGAAAGAAUUCCGAGCCCAGUGAGAGCAAGAUGAGCCUGGAGCUGAGGCCAACAGCCCCCAGCGACCUGGGCCGCAGCAAUGAAGCCUUUCAGGAUGAAGACCUUGAACGGCAGAACACUCCAGGAAACAGCACAGUCAGGAACAGAGUUGUACAAAGCGGGGAACAAGGACACGCCAAACAGGACGACAGGCAGAUCACGAUUGAACAGGAGCCUCUAGGAAACAAAGAAGACCCAGAGGAUGAUAGCGAAGAUGAGCAUCAGAAAGGGUUCUUGGAGAGGAAGUAUGAUACAAUUUGUGAGUUUUGUAGAAAGCACAGAGUUGUUCUCCGAAGCACCAUCUGGGCCGUUUUACUGACAGGUUUCCUGGCCCUGGUGAUUGCAGCCUGUGCGAUAAACUUCCACAGAGCCCUUCCUCUUUUUGUGAUCACCUUGGUGACCAUCUUCUUUGUCAUCUGGGAUCACUUGAUGGCCAAAUAUGAACAGCGAAUAGAUGAUUUCCUGUCUCCUGGCAGAAGGCUUCUCGACAGGCAUUGGUUCUGGCUGAAAUGGGUGGUCUGGAGUUCAUUGAUCCUGGCGAUUAUUCUCUGGCUGUCUCUUGACACUGCCAAACUGGGCCAACAAAACUUGGUAUCCUUUGGCGGACUCAUCAUGUACCUUAUCCUGUUAUUUCUGUUUUCCAAACAUCCCACCAGAGUUUACUGGAGGCCUGUCUUUUGGGGAAUUGGACUACAGUUUCUUCUUGGGCUCUUAAUUCUAAGAACUAGGCCUGGAUUUGUUGCUUUUGAUUGGAUGGGGAGACAAGUUCAGACUUUCCUGGGGUACACUGAUACUGGAGCCAGGUUUGUCUUUGGGGAAAAGUAUACAGACCACUUCUUUGCAUUUAAGAUCCUGCCCAUCGUGGUUUUCUUCAGCACCGUGAUGUCUAUGCUUUACUAUCUGGGGCUGAUGCAGUGGAUCAUCAGAAAGGUCGGGUGGCUAAUGCUUGUCACGAUGGGGUCAUCUCCCAUUGAGUCUGUAGUUGCUGCUGGCAACAUAUUUAUUGGGCAAACAGAGUCUCCACUACUGGUCCAACCAUAUUUACCACACGUCACCAAGUCGGAACUCCAUACCAUCAUGACAGCUGGCUUUGCCACGAUUGCUGGAAGUGUAUUGGGCGCAUAUAUCUCUUUUGGGGUGUCGUCCACGCAUUUGCUAACUGCCUCGGUCAUGUCCGCACCUGCAGCCCUGGCUGUGGCCAAACUCUUUUGGCCUGAGACAGAGAAACCCAAAAUAACCCUCAAGAGUGCCAUGAAGAUGGAAAAUGGUGAUUCAAGGAAUCUCCUGGAGGCAGCCUCUCAGGGCGCAUCCUCGUCCAUCCCUCUGGUGGCAAACAUUGCUGCGAAUCUGAUCGCCUUCCUGGCCUUGCUCUCCUUUGUGAACUCUGCCCUGUCUUGGUUUGGAAGCAUGUUCAACUACCCAGAGCUGAGUUUUGAGCUCAUUUGUUCCUACAUCUUCAUGCCCUUCUCUUUCAUGAUGGGAGUCGACUGGCAAGACAGCUUUAUGGUCGCCAAACUCAUAGGUUACAAGACAUUCUUCAAUGAAUUUGUGGCUUAUGACCACCUCUCAAAAUUAAUCAAUUUGAGGAAAGCGGCUGGACCUAAAUUUGUGAAUGGCGUGCAGCAAUAUAUGUCAAUUCGCUCUGAGACCAUCGCAACCUAUGCCCUCUGUGGUUUUGCCAAUUUUGGUUCCCUAGGAAUCGUGAUCGGUGGACUUACAUCCAUAGCACCAUCCAGAAAACGAGACAUCGCCUCUGGAGCCAUGAGAGCCCUGAUUGCUGGCACCAUUGCCUGCUUCAUGACAGCCUGCAUCGCAGGCAUCCUCUCUGAUACCCCGGUGGAUAUCAACUGCCAUCACGUUCUAGAGAACGGCAGAGUACUCAGCAACACAACCGAAGUGGUGUCUUGUUGCCAAAAUCUGUUCAACAGCACUGUUGCCAAGGGACCAAAUGACGUCGUCCCAGGAGGAAACUUCAGCCUCUAUGCUUUGAAGAGCUGCUGCAACCUGCUGAAACCACCAACGCUGAACUGCAAUUGGAUCCCUAAUAAAUUGUGAUCUCAGCCAUGUGUCCAGUGGGAUUCUGCAUGCAGAUGCUGGAGUUCCUGCCCUGGAGGGGAUAGAAAACUCCGUCAUGGACUCAGACUUAAUGGCAAAGGAGGAACAAGGUCAGGAGUGAGUCCUCCUGAGCUACAGUGUCUCCCUUCUCCUUUCUCUCCUUAGCCCACCAUCUCUGCAUGGAGAACUAGGAUGUUGUCCCUAGCUGAGGUGUGAUCCUAAGCCCCAACAAUAUUUUCUGACUUUAUAGUUUCAAGGCAUUUCAUGAAAAAAUAUGUGUAUAUAAACAAAUAUAUACACAUAUAUAUGUCUGUGUGUAUAUGUAUAUAUAUACACAUGUAAUAGUAUAUAUAUGCAUACCAUAUAUAUUUAUAUAAAUAUAUAUAUACCAAUAUAUAUGGUAGUUCCCAGCAACUGGGCCAGAUAGAUAGAUAGAUAGAUAGAUAGAUAGAUAGAUAGAUAGAUAGAUAGAUGUGUGUGUGUGUGUGUGUGUGUGUGUGGUAGUUCCCAAUAUGAUUUAAACACAUCUCAGGCAAGGUCAUUCCACCCUCACUCAAGGUCAUCUGAAAUACCUUCAACUUGAAUCUCAUGUGAAGGAGGGCUAUUCUGCAAUGGCCCAUUCAUUCGCUACCAUCCAGAAGUUUCUCAUAGAUCAAGAGUCCUUCAGAAAAGCACGCAGGCCAUACGAAAGCCAAUACUUGAGUCCAUAAACAUAGAGCCUUGUAAGCAGCAAGCUUCCAUCCACCUAUGCUGCAGAGACUCCCCGCUAACUUCAACAUCUUACAAAUCUUUUACGGAUAUGUUUGAAAUGCUCGGCUUCAAGAUUCUAAGUCUCAUCAGCCUCAGAGGCUUGUAAGCAGUCGUCCUCCAUCUUUUUAAAGUUAACAUUGUAUUUUUUGAAUGAAUAUCUUUUAUUCUUUGGCAAUUUUACACAUGUGUAUAAUGUACUUUGAUCAUACCUACCCUUAAUUCCCACUGCCCCCACCCUCCUAGACACCCCUCAGCUUGUCUCCACCUCACCUUCUUGCCCUCUCCUCUAUGUUUUGUAACCUUCUGAGUCUAGGGCUGCCUGCCACAAUGUUGCCUGGCACUGUUGGCUUGAUCUUGUGGGAGUGACCAUUUCUUCUGUAACUUACUAAGUCUAGGGUUGCCUGCAACAAUGUUGCCUGGCACUGUUGGCUUGAUCUUGUGGGAGUGACCAUUUCUACCUUGAGCUCAUGAGUGCAAAGUCUGUCCUGUUCGGAAGACAGCAUCUCACAGCUCUUCCCCAGCCCCUGGCUCUCACAUUCUUUCCUCCCCAUCUUGAGCUCUAUUCCCUGUGCCGCAAGGAAGUAGCUAUAAAUGUUCCAGUUGGAGCUGAGCACUCUGUAGUUGUGUAUUCUCACAUUUAUCAUCCAUGAGUCUCUGCAUUGCUAAACUGGGGUUUAAUCAUGUCUGUUUUCAGUACCCUGGCUAAAAGAAGUGGUCCCUAUAUGGGUUGACCUUAGGGAAACAUGCAGAAACAGUGUAAUAGCUCUUAACUUUGCUGCUAGGAGCCAGAUUUGGUGCACACUCCUGUAUUCCAGCUCUGGGAAGCUGAGACAGGAAGAUUAUGAGCUCAAAACCAGCACAGGGUACAUAGCAAGAGUGUGUCUCCAAGCAGCAACAGCAAAAUUUAUACAAGGUAAUAACACUCUUCAUUUCCACUCUGUGCUGUGAGCCAGAGAAGUUCUGUGACAAGGAGGUGUCUGAGGCCAUAAAUGAACUAUCCCUGUCACAAGAGGAAAACAGUGGACACUUUUUUUUUUUUUUUGGUUUUUCGAGACAGGGUUUCUCUGUGUAGCCCUGGCUGUCCUGGCACUCACUUUGUAGACCAGGCUGGCCUUGAACUCAGAAAUCCACCUGCCUCUGCCUCCCGAGUGCUGGGAUUAAAGGCGUGCGCCACCACGCCCGGCUACAACAGUGAACACUUUGAAGAAGUCAAUAGACUACCAAGGUGCCUGACAUCCAAGUCUCUGUGAUUGUGUAUAUAGACCUGUUGAUGUGCAAUUUUGUUACAUUCCUGAUUAAGACUGUAAAACAUUAGUGCUCAGUCAAAAAGCCACGUAAGGGCCAACUAUGAAGGACACUCAAUGCCCACUGAGGUGGGGAUGGCUUUCACUGGCUCUCCUGUCAAUCAGCAAGACACCAGCAUCAUGAGUGCUCCCUGGGGGUUAUCAGCAGAACUCGCUUUAACGAAAUAAGUAUCGACGGUGCAGAGAACACACUGAGGAAAACCUGAGCCAAAGACGACUCAAAAGGAAGAGUGUCAGCGGGGAAAGGGUUAUGCAAUACCUUAGAUGAUGUAUUCUGUUUCCCCUUCUGACCAUGCACGAGAGCAAUUAAAAAAUAAUCUAUGCAUAAA